AUGGCCGGGUAUCUAGUUUCCGGGCUUUUCAAGGCUUCAUCCCAUCCUUACAUCAUUGCUGCCUCCGACAGUGUCAGAGAUAGAAUCAAGGGCAAAGUCGACACCAUUCCGAACCAGGUCCAUUACGUCUGGGCUCAAAACGACACCAGCGACGAUCUUCUUUUCACGUUCGAACAAUAUCUUUCUGUAUACUCUGCAUGGUACUAUUGGAAGCCGGACACCAUUUAUCUCCACACGAACGCUCACGAAACCACAAUUGCUCGUGCACGACAAGGUGUCGUCAGCAAAUGGGCCAUGCGCAUGCUGGCGAUCCCCGGCUUGAAGGUCAACCGGGUUGAGAUGCCGACUACCACGAGGCACGGCGUUGCGUUCAGCUUCAAGGAGCACAUUUCAGACUUCGCGAGGGUCAGGGCGGUCCACGACUACGGCGGUGUGUACAUAGACUUCGACGUACAGCCCUUGCGAGACGUCGCCGUGUUGCGUAGAAGCGGAUUCAAUGCCAUCAGCGGCCGACAGAAGGACAACAACCUGAACAGCGGUUCUUUCAUGGCCAAGAAAGGCAGCAAAAUGAUUAGGAAGUGGAUGGAUAUGAUGCACGAAGUCUACAAUGGCGGGUGGACCACGCACAGCAACGAUGCCCUCACGGCCGUCGCGCGCAGUCUCGUCCCGGACGCCGGGGAGAUGCUCAUCAUGGACCGAGAGGCUUUCGCGCCCGUGGGCUGGUUAUUCGAAGACGCCCGCGAGUUGUUUGGCCUUCACAACGACACGACCUCCCCCUUGGAACGGCACGUACCGGGACAACGUUUACCCUCUUACGACGACAGCCAGCGGCCACCGUGGGCGCAAGACUUUUCUGCGUCAUACCUCAUCCACAGCUUCACUCCAGAUUGGAGCCUCAAUCCGGUUCCCGAGGUCACCGAAAUAACGCCAGCAUAUGUUCUGCACAGACGGAGCAAUUUCGCCUGCGCCACGUACCCGGUUGUACGAGACAUGUAUCACAAAGGGCUCGUGACGCUGGAUGAUAAGGAGGUGUGAAUGAAGCAGGUCUCUCUCUCAAGAUACUCAUUCAGCAUUUAUGUGUUUUAUUCCAUAUUCAUGGUUUUAUUUUAUUUUAUUUCUUCCUAUUCAUUUAUUCAUUUAUUCCGGUAGUAGGCGGUUAUUUCUGAAAGUGGGAGACAACAGAAAACCACGGCCUGUGCUGGACGUCUAAGGCAGGUGGUGCCAUUAUAGAAUCCUACUUCAAUGUCGACUUGUUGCCGGACACUUUCUUGACGCAGUUGAAGGCUUUUGAAACCUUUUGGAGGCUCAAAGCUCGGAAAAUACGCAGUCCCACAUGGUAUGGCGAUCGGCAUCGGGAUCGGUUUUGAUGGCCAGCCCAAUCUCUACUCUGGCAACUUUGUCAUCAACUGUUAUCAAUAACAGCAGCGAAGCGGGGACAACUCGGACCGCACCGUUAGAUCUACGUUGUCUACU
Colletotrichum navitas is the source of this 1473-nucleotide messenger RNA. RefSeq lists its product as uncharacterized. The record is from RefSeq and is a predicted model, not a curated record. The coding region runs from base 1 to 1035 and encodes 344 amino acids. Lineage: Eukaryota; Fungi; Ascomycota; Sordariomycetes; Glomerellales; Glomerellaceae. The transcript has 2 exons.